AUGACUGGCGCUCUGACAGGGAGUGCGGCAUCAGCAGCUACACAUUCACAACAACAGCAACUACGACAACAACAUCAGCGAUCGUUACUACAACAUCAACAAAUGCAUCAGCAACAGCAAGCAAUGAUUAGAGGGCCCAAUCAGGCUAAUAGAAUGCCAGGAACAAG
Sphaeroforma arctica JP610 is the source of this 167-nucleotide messenger RNA. RefSeq lists its product as hypothetical. Lineage: Eukaryota; Ichthyosporea; Ichthyophonida. The record is from RefSeq and is a predicted model, not a curated record. The annotation marks the transcript as partial. The transcript has a single exon.